This is a messenger RNA of Rhagoletis pomonella (apple maggot), 1293 nucleotides long. Its product is annotated as probable cytochrome P450 313a4. The coding region runs from base 1 to 1293 and encodes 430 amino acids. NCBI's taxonomy places the organism in Eukaryota, Metazoa, Arthropoda, Insecta, Diptera, Tephritidae. Gene Ontology annotation, molecular function: oxidoreductase activity, acting on paired donors, with incorporation or reduction of molecular oxygen; monooxygenase activity; heme binding. The record is from RefSeq and is a predicted model, not a curated record. The transcript is spliced from 8 exons.
AUGUACCAAAGACAUUAUAUACGUUAUUCCAAUAAAUUGCUGGAUAUCGAUUUCGGACACAUGGAAAUUCUUGCCGGGGUCCUUUUCUAUAAUUGCAUGCUAAAUUUUGUGGAUCAAUGGCAUCGGAAUCGUCGAAUUAUGAACCCAAGUUUUCACCAAAAGCUCCUGACAUCCUUUUUCCCAAUAUUCAACAAAGCUAAAGAUGGUGCCAUUCUAAAGUUCGGUGAAAUGGCAGAUAAUAUGCUACCACAUCUUAUUGGUGAAAAAUUACAAAGGAUAACAUUAAGCAUAGCUGUCGAAACCACAAUGGGGAAAAAAAUGUACAAGGGCGAUCAGGUUUCAGACAAAUUAGUAAAAGCCUUCGUUGUACUUCUCGAAGCAGUGCCGAAGGAAUGUUUAUUGGCAUAUGUAAAGCUAAACAAUUUUUAUGCUCGAUUUUCGAAAACUACAAAAGAAUACUUGUAUACGUUCAUCGAGGAGCUUUUAAAUAGGAAGUUAUCAAGUAUAACUUUUGGAAAAGAGUCAAGAAUUGCGGACAUUGAUCCCCCUCAAAGUUAUAAAGCCACUGAUGGCGUUUCGAUUGGAAAGACCGAAUUGAAUGAAAAGAUACCGAAUAUUUUUGUUGAUCAAGCAAUAAAUUUAUAUCGCGAAGGAAAAUUGUCUUACCAUGACAUAAUUGGCGAAGCUAAUACCAUCGUGUCGGCGGCUUUUGAAACAUCCGCUAAUGGACUUUUUUCCGCACUUCUAAUGCUGGCCAUGCAUCCUUCUGUACAGGAACGACUGUACGAAGAAAUCUUAAACGUUUUCUCUGAAAAAGUGUUUUAUAUGGACUAUGAACAUGUUGCUAAUAUGCCGUAUUUGGAUAUGGUUGUUAAUGAGACCUUGCGCCUAAUGCCACCGAUACCAAUAAUUGGAAGACACGUUGUACAAAAUACAACACUUAGUAACGGAUUGGAGCUACCAAAGGGAUUUUCGAUUUUAAUUUCAAUUUUUGAUGUACAUCGUAGAACUGAUCUUUGGGGUCCAAAUGCACACAAAUUCAACCCAGACAAUUUUCUCCCAGGAAAUUUAAAGGGAAAGCACCCGUACGCUUACAUCCCUUUUUCGAAAGGAAUUCGCAAUUGUAUCGGAUGGAAAUACGCUCUUAUUGCAAUUAAGGUACUCUUGACAGGAUUUGUUCGGAAUUUUUCGUUUUCCACUUCAACGAAAUUGGAAGAAUUGAAGUUUUCUAAUAACAUAUCUCUUAAAUAUACCCAUGAACCUAAGUUGGUUUUGAAACAUCGUAAAAUUUAA